ACAGCAUUUACCGCUGAGAGUGCAACGGCAGACGUCAUUACUCUAAGUGAAAUCUUGAUUGUUGGAAAUGGAAAAGAAGUGUUCGGUGCGCGAGCCCACAUGGAGGUCUUAUUUCAUCGACUUGUAUGAAAGUUUAAAGAUUUUAGUGAAAAUUUCGUUAGUAUUUUUGUUGUGCUUUAAUUUCUUUCAAACCGAUUUCACGCGCUUACUUAACCUCAAGUCUAAUAUCGGCGAAUCUAUAUCGGAGGUUCCAAAUGUUACCCGAACUUGUAUAUUUUGUCUAAUCUUCACCAAUGAGUAUGGGAAUAACUAUAUUGCUGUUCACGGCCAAUCCACUUGGAUUAAGAAUUGUGAUCGUUAUUUAUUCGUAAGCAAUGAUAUACACGCCGUACUGGAACCGUUGCUGGUUAAAUAUCGCGAUCGUUGGGGUACCAUGAAAAUCAGCUUAUUUCAUGUGCAUCAAUAUUAUGCGAAUAACCUCGAUUGGCUGCUAAUAGUAUACGAUAACAAUUAUGUAGUUUUGGAAAAUUUACGCAAAAUGCUGAAACCUUACUCCCCAGAUGAGCCCAUUAACUUUGGCUGCAAGAUGAGGGAUAACGAUAAUCAGACUUAUAUGCAUGGCGGCAUAGUGCUCAGCCAUGAGGCCUUGCGGCGACUAGUUGUCGAAGGUUUCACUAACUCCAGCCUUUGCAAUCCGAACGAUAGCGUUUACGCCAGUGAAGAAAUGGGAAAAUGUCUAAAAAAUUUAGGCGUGAUUGAUGGUGAUAGUCGAGACGCUGUGGGACGUCAGCGUUUUAUACCUUUCCCUCCUGAAGAUUAUCUAACAGAGUUGUCACCGGAAAAAGAGCAAUGGUUUGUGUCUCGCUCUUUUUAUGAAAUCAAUGCUACCACGAAGACAUUAUCACCAGAAGCUAUUUUGUUUUCGGAUAUUUGUCCGGCCACAAUGGUCACUUUGCAUUAUUAUAUUUACAAAUUAAGAAUAUUUGGCAGAAAAGUGCACACUCAAAAUGUUACAAAUCAUUUACAAAACAAUACCCUGCUUUCUUAGCUUAAGUUAUAAAAAAAUAAUUACUUUACUUUAUAUUCGGAUACUGAUGUAUAAAUUAAUUAUUUUAUUUUAUUUUAUAAAUCAGGUCAACCGUUCUAUAAAAAGUUUCUGGUGUUUUAAAGUA
Messenger RNA from Bactrocera oleae (olive fruit fly), 1172 nucleotides. RefSeq names its product glycoprotein-N-acetylgalactosamine 3-beta-galactosyltransferase 1. Lineage: Eukaryota; Metazoa; Arthropoda; Insecta; Diptera; Tephritidae. The record is from RefSeq and is a predicted model, not a curated record. Gene Ontology annotation, cellular component: membrane. Gene Ontology annotation, molecular function: N-acetylgalactosaminide beta-1,3-galactosyltransferase activity.